AUUCCCUCUAUCUGGUGUCCCACAGUACACACUAAGUGGAAAUGCAAUUAUUUUAGUGAAUAUAAUUAUUUUAAGCAGUCUUGUGACUUAUAUCAGUGUCCAACAGAGCAUAUGUUAAAGCUUGUUAGAGUAGUUUUCAUUCUGCUGUAGGAGGAUACAGAACCCCUGACCCUUUCUCUGGACAGUGCUGACUGGCCCUGUGCUGAUCACAUGCAUUCUCCCAAGAAAAAAAAAACCUCUCUAGCAUUACACACCAAACUGAGCAUGUGCAGAGUGUCUCCACACGAUAUGUCUUAUCAGGAGAUAGGAGAGGGACACUGGAAGAAGAGGAGGAUCAGAGAAGUCAGGAUAAAUCAGCCUUUUUACACAAUGCAGAGGAUUAACCCCUUAGGUCCCACAGUGAGUAUAACAAGCAUGCUUUACUGCAUUUACAGACUGAUUUUACUGUUGUGGGUUUAG
This is a messenger RNA of Staurois parvus, 459 nucleotides long. Lineage: Eukaryota; Metazoa; Chordata; Amphibia; Anura; Ranidae. The record is from the annotation of a GenBank genome assembly.